Molecule: messenger RNA, 925 nt
Organism: Phanerochaete carnosa HHB-10118-sp
Lineage: Eukaryota; Fungi; Basidiomycota; Agaricomycetes; Polyporales; Phanerochaetaceae
Exons: 3
Coding region: 53-667 (204 amino acids)
Biological process (GO): positive regulation of DNA-templated transcription
Cellular component (GO): nucleus
Molecular function (GO): chromatin DNA binding; transcription coactivator activity
Source: RefSeq, a predicted model, not a curated record
UUAACCACCCAAAGGAAAUCAUAUCUGCUUGAGUAUUGAACGUUGUACUACAAUGGCCCUCAACUGGACGAUGCUUUCUCCUGAGCGCUCGCCUAUGCCCCUUCCGCACGAACUCAUCAUCCGCACCAUCGACCCCCCGGGUGCCGACCUCACGCUUUUCAUCCCGAGCUCGAUUGGAUCGGCCUCGCGUUCGAGCUUAGCACCUAGCUCAUCUUCAAACCCGGGUGUUACCACCAACGAGAAGAGACUUACUGCGCCAGGUGGACUCUGGCUAACAGACACACGACUGAUAUUCGUCUCCGCUACGCCACCUAAGGAUGGCGUCCUCGAGUCGCUCUCCGUCCCCCUUGCGUCGAUAGUCUCGACCAAGUUCGAGCAGCCAUUCUUCGGCGCGAACUACCUCGUCAUCGACAUCAAGCCGACCCCGAGCGGCGGGCUCACGGACGGUACGCGCGCGGAGAUUCGCCUGAAGGACAAGGGCCUCUUCGAGUUUGUGAGCUCGCUAGAGAAGACUAGGGAGCGCGCGAUCUACAUGCGUCGGCAGAGCUGUGAUGAGGAGGAAGGUCUCCCAUCAUACGGUUCUCCCUCUGGACCCUCUCUCUCUACAACUCCCGUGCCUACCAAUUCCGAGACUCCGUCGGAUGCACCACCAGCCUACGACGCUUAGCUAGACACUCUUCACCUACUUCGGCGUUUUCCUGGCUCCCUUCUUUAUGUACCUCCUCACGGCUCUUCAAUUAUCUCAGUAAGAUAUCAGGGAGGUGUUCUCGACAUUACCACGCCAUUAGCCGCCAAAUCUCUCGUACCACCGGUACUACCCGCAGCAUUCCGAGUCUCCGCACAAGAUGUACGACAAUGUUAUGUACGGAUGGAUGUAUUGUAAAGCAGCAAAUUGACAGAAGAAAUGUAAAGCUUGCUCUCUAUU